This is a messenger RNA of Leopardus geoffroyi (Geoffroy's cat), 1740 nucleotides long. RefSeq names its product leucine zipper and CTNNBIP1 domain containing (gene LZIC). Gene Ontology annotation, molecular function: beta-catenin binding. Gene Ontology annotation, cellular component: nucleus; beta-catenin destruction complex; cytosol. Gene Ontology annotation, biological process: negative regulation of Wnt signaling pathway. Lineage: Eukaryota; Metazoa; Chordata; Mammalia; Carnivora; Felidae. Bases 886 to 1395 code for a protein of 169 amino acids. The transcript is spliced from 7 exons. The record is from RefSeq and is a predicted model, not a curated record.
GCUCCCAGCUUUGGGACCGACGCGGUGGCGGAGGCGCCGAGGGGGCGCCGAGGGGACCCCGAGGGACCCGGGAGGUUGUUCGGUUUCUGGUCUGGGGGGAGCCGGAAGAGUUUCGGGGGCGGGGGUUCCCGGCGACCCCUGCUGGCAGGUGGGGCCUAGUCGAGCCUGGCCGCCGCAGGACCCAAGUGCGGGAGCUUCAAGCUCCCCCGUGGGGACGGGAUUUGGGGCUGUGGCCGGAGCUGCUCCCCGACGCGUCCGGAUGGUUGAGGUCCCGACGCUGCUCACGUCCAGCGGGGAAAACGUGUGCCCUCCGCCCUUAUCUUUUCCCUGCUUCUGGGUUUGACGGCUUCCCCCCAGGCGUGCGGGGGUGCCGGGCUUUCCUCAGUGACGCCCGCGACCUCUCUAGGGAACGUCUCAGAAAGGCCGCCCGAGGCGCAGUGGAGGGAGAAAACGGGUUCCCUCCCUCCCUUGCCCCGCUCUCCUCCUCCCCAUGGUGUCUUCCUGAAACGGGAAGGGUGUGUUUCGAGCGCAGGCUGCUCAAGUGGAAGUUACCUGGACUGCUUUAGGCCAAGUUUAUGUCAAGUAAAUGAAACUACUUGAUGAUGGUUUCCUAUUCCUCAGCCGACUCCACCUCCAAGUGGUUUGAACUUUGAGCUUCUUGUAGCCCUGAUGAACAAUUUGGCUUUCGUCAAGUUUGUGACACUUGGAACUUCAACAGUUGGAGGUUUAUGCACUUUGGGACCGGGCCACACUGUGCGGAGUUCAAAGUGCUAGGAGGCCAGAGAUCAAAAUGGCUUCCAGAGGAAAGACAGAGACAAGCAAAUUAAAGCAGAAUUUAGAAGAACAGUUGGAUAGACUAAUGCAGCAAUUACAAGAUCUGGAGGAAUGCAGAACUCUGUUUUUCUAUGUUUGCUGUACUUCAGAGAGGAACUUGAUACAGAUGAAUAUGAAGAAACCAAAAAGGAAACUCUGGAGCAACUAAGUGAAUUUAAUGAUUCACUGAAGAAAAUCAUGUCUGGAAAUAUGACUUUGGUAGAUGAGCUCAGUGGAAUGCAACUGGCUAUCCAGGCAGCUAUCAGCCAGGCCUUUAAAACCCCAGAGGUCAUCAGAUUAUUUGCGAAGAAACAACCAGGUCAACUUCGGACAAGGUUAGCGGAGAUGGAUAGAGAUCUCAUGGUAGGAAAGCUGGAAAGAGGCCUGUACACUCAACAGAAAGUGGAGAUACUAACAGCUCUCAGGAAACUUGGAGAGAAGCUGACCGCAGAUGAUGAGGCCUUCUUGUCAGCAAAUGCAGGUGCUAUACUCAGCCAGUUUGAGAAAGUGUCUACAGACCUCGGCUCUGGAGACAAAGUUCUUGCAUUGGCAAGUUUUGAGGUCGAAAAAACAAAAAAAUGACAUGGUGUGGAAGCUUGGGACAUUGAUCUCAUUCUUGCUGUAAAUGGCAUUUGUCUCAUAGGGAUUUUGAAUCAUUGCAAAGAAAUCAAGAGAUUCUUGAAAUACAUUGAUAACCUGAGAAACGGUGACGGAAAACAUACUUGUGGCUUCUGGUUAUACCCUUCCUCGUUGUGCUUCAGGGCUACUUGCCUGAGUGAUCCCAGAUGGGUGGGAUGAGGAACCCAUUGGGCCUUAUUCAUCAUGUCUUGUGUGUUUGAGAGAAGGAACAGAAAACAGUCUCUCUGCCUGUUUUUAUUAAGCCUCCUUGUUUUAAGUGCUGAUAGUAAAUGAAAAGAUGUGAACUAA